Messenger RNA from Salvelinus namaycush (lake trout), 1155 nucleotides. Its product is annotated as putative ubiquitin carboxyl-terminal hydrolase 50. Gene Ontology annotation, cellular component: extrinsic component of endosome membrane; postsynaptic density; dendritic spine. NCBI's taxonomy places the organism in Eukaryota, Metazoa, Chordata, Actinopteri, Salmoniformes, Salmonidae. Gene Ontology annotation, molecular function: cysteine-type deubiquitinase activity. The transcript has 7 exons. Gene Ontology annotation, biological process: Ras protein signal transduction; endosome organization; protein K48-linked deubiquitination. The coding region runs from base 1 to 1155 and encodes 384 amino acids. The record is from RefSeq and is a predicted model, not a curated record.
AUGGAUGAUUCCAAUGGGAGUGCAGCCAAUCCCAGCGGUGUUCAGGGUCAGGUGAUGCCCAUGGAGGAGUGGGACUGUAGCUCAGGAUGUGGGGUGAAGGGGGAGCAGGGGAAGAGAGAGGACAGGCGGCUGGCGGGGGUGUGUGGUCUGGUUAACAGUGGUAACUCCUGCUACAUGAACGCUGUGCUGCAGUGUCUCUUCUCCACUGUGCCGUUGGUGGAACACCUCCUCAGCUCACACAAACGCUCCCAGCUGGCCAAGCGUAACAGUCCUGUAGCGGGGGUGUUUGUGCACCUCCUCCAGGAGGUGUGGCAGGGUCAGGGGGGUACCAGCUUCACCUCCCCAGAGAAGGUGAGGGCCUUGGUCUCCUCCCUGCACCCCCAGUUCAACAACCAAUCACAGCAGGACGCCCAGGAGCUACUCCUCCUCCUGCUCAACGCCCUGCAUGACGACCUCAAGAAUAAGGGGGAGAGGCGUCAGACACGUUCUUCCCAGCGGUUGUGUCUGGGCAGGAAGUCGCUCAGCUCGGCGCCAGCGGCGGGGGAUUCUACGGUGGUGACACGUCUCUUCGAGGGACAACUCAGCUACCAGAUGCUGUGUCUGCGCUGCGACGGACACUCUCACAGCAACCAGGUCUUCACCAUCCUGUCUCUGCCAAUACCACUUGACUCAUACAAGUGCUCCCUACAGGACUGCCUGUCGCUGUUCUUCCAGCAGAGUACGUUGACGUGUGGAGAUCAGAAGUUGUGUCCAGAGUGUGGAGUGAAGAGAGACACAGCUGUCCUCACCAGCAUGACCAAACCACCUGAGAUACUGGUGCUGCACCUCAAACGUUUUGGUUGCCAUGGAAGUGAGAAGAGGAAGUUGAGGACCAACGUGUUGUUCUCAUUGGACAGUUUAGACCUAACCCCCUUCCUGUCCAGCCCCUCAGCCAAUCACACCAGCUACUCUCUCUACGCAGUGGUGAACCACACAGGAGACCUGGACAUGGGUCACUACACGGCCCUGUGCCACAGUCCCCUGUCCAGCAGCUGGCACCACUUUGACGACACGGCCGUGAGCGAGGUCGAGGACUUCUUGGUGCAGUCUCCUAACACCUACAUCCUGCUGUACAGCCGUCAGCCCUUCCACAGGCCCAACAUACCCAGGAUCUGA